AUGUCGGCGAGCUUCGUAACACUCAAGAAAAAACCAAGACCAACAGUGGACCCACCAUUCACACUGAAAGAAUUAAAAGCGGCUAUUCCCGCACACUGCUUCGAGCGAUCGACUUUGAAAUCGUUUUCCUAUGUGGCUCUGGAUCUGUCUGUUGCCUGGUUCCUUUUUUUCUGCACGGGAUAUUUCAAUCAUCCUUAUUUACCUUCAUUUGCUGGAUACAUUUUGUGGCCAAUUUAUUGGAUCUGUCAAGGCUGUGUGUGUACCGGCAUUUGGGUUUUAGCCCACGAGUGUGGCCACUAUUCGUUCUCCGACAGUAAAAUAGUCUGUGACUUUACUGGUCUUGCCUUACACACGGCUCUCUUGGUGCCGUACCAUUCAUGGCGAAUUAGUCACGCAAAGCAUCACCGUAGCACCAACGAUAUGGACCGUGACGAGGUGUUCGUACCAAGUACCAAAGCCGAGUUUAGCCAAGCAGGCUUGGCAGCUCUUUCUCCCGGAUGGAACGUCUUAGGGUUGUUGAAGCUAUCCUUAUUUGGAUGGCCCGCUUAUUUGCUCUUUCACGUCACGGGCCGGAAGUAUCACACGCAUACAGAUCACUUCAAUCCGAAGAGUCCCAUUUUCAGCGACAAAGAGUACAGAGAUAUCGUCCUUAGUGAUAUCGCUUUAGUUGCGUGGAUCAGUUUCCUUGGAUAUCUGGCCUACGUCAACUCCGCCAUGUGGUUACUCAAAGUCUACAUCAUCCCUUAUCUCAUUGUCAACUUCUGGCUAGUCUUCAUAACGGAUUUACAGCACUCUGACGCUACCGUGCCGCAUUACAGGGGUAAACAAUGGAAUUGGCUCAAAGGUGCUCUGUGUACAGUCGAUCGUGAUUACGGUAUUUUGAAUUAUGUGUUUCACCAUAUCGGGGACACCCAUAUAGCGCAUCAUCUGUUCUCGCACAUGCCACAUUACCACGCGGUUGAGGCUACAAAGUACUUAAAGAAGGCUUUAGGUGAAUAUUAUUACAGAGAUGACACACCCAUAUUCAAGGCUAUGUGGCUCACAGGAAGGUACUGUCGUUACGUAGACGACUCAGGCGACAUUUUGUGGUAUAAACAUGACUAA
Porites evermanni is the source of this 1104-nucleotide messenger RNA. Lineage: Eukaryota; Metazoa; Cnidaria; Anthozoa; Scleractinia; Poritidae. The record is from the annotation of a GenBank genome assembly.